CUCAGCAGAGGUGCCGCCUUCCCGAGCCGCUACUCUCGGUGGGCUGUGCCCUCUUGUCUCCUCGGGAAGCGAGGGGCAGAGUGGGAAAGGGUGGUGAAAGAUGCUGUGGCUGCCUAUCGCCUUCCAGUUGGUGCUGGUGCUGUGCAGCCAGGGCGCUGAAAGGUGCCCGUCAGCCUUCUGCGAGUGCUCCGACUGGGAUGACUACAAAAUUACUUGCAGGGACAUCCACUUCAUUCCCAGCCUUCCAGAGGACACUCAGACCCUUAGUAGUACAGCAAAUUUAAAUCUGUUAAAAGUUCCUCUGCCUGACACCAUCAGUGCUGCCUCCCAUGGCAGGUGGCACAGGAUGAAGGGAAAGAGAAAAAGUGGCUUCCUGGGCACUGGCCAAGGUUUGCCAAAGUCUGUGACUUAUUUCUUUUUCUGUUUCCUGGUUUUUAGCUAUAUCUCCAUAGAUGAAACACUUCGGAGUCUGGAGGCCCACUCCUUCAACAGCUUGAGUAAAGUCACUCACAUUGAAAUUCGAAAUCUUAGAAACUUGGAUUACAUAGAUCCAGAUGCCUUUAAGAACCUUCCGCUGUUGAAAUACCUUGGUAUUUUCAAUACUGGACUCAAGGUAUUUCCUGACCUCACUAAAAUUUCUUCAUCUGAUGUGAACUUUUUACUUGAAAUUGCAGACAAUCCUUUCAUGACUUCAGUGCCUGCAAAUGCUUUCCAUGGGCUCUGUAAUGAAUCUCUAACUCUCAAACUCUACAAUAAUGGUUUUACCAGCAUUCAAGGCCAUGCUUUUAAUGGGACAAAUCUGGAUGCUAUCUAUCUGCACAAGAACAAAUACCUGAAAGUUAUCAAUGAAGAUGCAUUUCUGGGAGUGCAUAGUGGACCAACUCUACUGGAUGUCUCCAGAACAGUCAUUGUUAAUCUUCCUGUCAAAGGAUUGGAAAGCCUUAAAGAACUAAUGGCCCAAAACACAUGGACAUUAAAGAAAUUACCAGCUGUAAAGAUAUUUCUUCAGCUAAUUCGAGCUGAUCUGUCCUAUCCAAGUCACUGCUGUGCUUUCAAGAACUGGAAAAAGAACAGUGGAAUUCUGGAGUACUUGAUGUGUAACCAGACUGGCAGUCACAGUUUUCGAAAUAGAAGAUCGUUCAGAGCUAUCAGAGAACCAUUUUACAAAGAUUAUACAGAAGAAUACACAGACCGCACUGAUUCUGUUUAUGACAGAAACACCAAGUUCAGGAAUUUCCAUGAAAAUUCCCAAUAUUAUAUAUUUUUGGAAGAACACGGGGAAGAAAAUGUUGGGUUUGGCCAAGAGCUCAAAAACCCUCAAACUGAAGACAUGCAGGCCUUUGACAGUCAUUAUGACUAUCUUGUCUGUGGAGGCAGUGAGGAUGUAAUAUGCACUCCGGAGCCUGAUGAGUUUAAUCCCUGUGAGGACAUAAUGGGAUACCAGUUUCUGAGGAUUGUGGUAUGGUUUGUGAACUUGCUGGCCAUUGUAGGUAAUGUUUUUGUCCUUUUCAUCCUUCUAACCAGCCAUUACAAACUGACUGUACCACGCUUUCUUAUGUGCAACCUAGCCUUUGCUGAUUUCUGUAUGGGGUUAUACCUUCUCCUGAUUGCUUCAGUGGACCUCUACACCAGAUCAGAGUAUUAUAAUCAUGCUAUAGAGUGGCAGACAGGGCCUGGUUGCAACACAGCAGGUUUCUUCACAGUCUUUGCCAGUGAGCUUUCUGUAUACACACUUACUGUGAUCACCCUGGAGCGCUGGUAUGCCAUCACCUUUGCCAUGCGUCCCAAUCGAAAGAUUCGCCUCCGGCAUGCUUUGGUUAUCAUGCUGGGAGGUUGGCUUUCAUGCUUUCUUCUUGCCCUUUUGCCACUGGUUGGAGUCAGCAGCUACAGCAAAGUCAGCAUCUGCUUACCUAUGGACACUGAAACGCCAGUGGCUGAAGCCUAUGUUGUCUUUGUUUUAAUAUGUAACAUUAUUGCUUUUGUUAUCAUUUGUGUCUGCUACAUAAAAAUCUAUGUCACUGUGCGAAACCCUCAGUACAAGUCAGGAGACAAAGACACCAAAAUUGCCAAGAGGAUGGCUGUGUUGAUUUUCACUGACUUUCUGUGCAUGGCUCCUAUCUCUUUCCAUGCCCUAUCUGCUAUCAUGAACAAACCAUUGAUAACAGUCACUAAUUCCAAGAUUUUGCUGGUACUUUUCUACCCACUUAAUUCUUGUGCCAACCCAUUUCUAUACGCUAUUUUCACCAAAGCUUUCCGAAGAGAUGUGUUUAUCCUGCUGAGCAAGUUUGGUAUAUGUGAGCAUCAGGCUCAAGUCUACAGAGGUCAGACAAUGUCAGUCAAAAACAGCAGCGGCUCUUAUGGGCAGAGAAUCAGCCGAGGGUUAGGUCAGAUUCUUACAAGCAUCCAAGACCCAGUCAACGAUUACCUUCCUGCUAUGACAAUGCAAAACCAAAUUCUUGUGGAAGAAUGCAAGCAAACUGAGCUAUGAUGUCUCAAAGUCACACAGUCACAAUUUUGUCGACACGUUGUUUUGUACACAGUAGAUUGAGUGAGAAGUGCAUGUUUUCUCCCUAUUUUCCCCUACCCUACCGUUGUGAUGGCUGAUGCACCUUCAGAAAGACAACUCUUUCACUUGAAACUUCUUGUCUCACAUUCGUACCAGUACAGGUCACAAGAUACUGUUACAAUUAUACUGCUGGAAAUGGAUGGGAAAGUUAUAUAUAUGUAUAGGAAAAUUAAUGUAUAGAAAAAGACAGCAACUAUGAAAUGUACCCUUAUCUAAAGAAAAUAACGAAGGAGACCAGGCAUAAAAUGUCAGGGAACUUUUAUGAUUGAAAAAGAAUGUAGUUCUAUAG
Phasianus colchicus (ring-necked pheasant) is the source of this 2855-nucleotide messenger RNA. The record is from RefSeq and is a predicted model, not a curated record. NCBI's taxonomy places the organism in Eukaryota, Metazoa, Chordata, Aves, Galliformes, Phasianidae.